Messenger RNA from Vigna unguiculata (cowpea), 1991 nucleotides. RefSeq names its product beta-glucosidase 24-like. Gene Ontology annotation, biological process: carbohydrate metabolic process. NCBI's taxonomy places the organism in Eukaryota, Viridiplantae, Streptophyta, Magnoliopsida, Fabales, Fabaceae. The record is from RefSeq and is a predicted model, not a curated record. Gene Ontology annotation, molecular function: beta-glucosidase activity.
GGCCAAAGAUGUGAACAAUUUGUAUUCUUUGAGGAGAAGAAUGGCUUACACACAAGCUUUCUUGCAGCUCCGUGCCCUAACCACCCCGGUCAGAGCUUGGCCACACCGGGAAGUGAAGAGCACCACACGAAACCACAUUGUUUGCAAGGCGGAGAAGGAGGACGUGGAAGAGGGUGACGCCUCCACCCUCAGCCUUCUCUCUCGCAGAUUGGCCCUCGGCACUGCCCUCAUCGGUGGUGCUGCUGUUGCUGGCACUAAGGCCUCACCUGCAGAUGCUGCUAUUGCAAAACGCUCUCUGGAGAAACCUACAGUUAGCGUAUUACCAGCAGUAAGUACUGAGGAAUAUCCUGCAUCGGUUGUGGAAGCUCUUUCUCUCAAUCGAAGCAGUUUUCCCGAGGGCUUUGUUUUCGGGACAGCGUCCGCGGCUUACCAGUACGAAGGAGCGGCAUCUGAAGGUGGAAGAAAAGCAAGUGUAUGGGAUGCAUUCACCCAUAGAUAUCCAGAGCGGAUAGAUGACAGAAGCAAUGGAGAUGUAGCAGUUGACGAAUAUCAUCGUUACUUGGAAGAUGUUCAGAUAAUGAAGGAUAUGAAUCUGGAUGCAUACAGAUUCUCCGUCUCGUGGUCUAGAAUAAUACCAAAUGGAAAAGUGGGCGAAAACGAGGAGGGUGUAAACCAAGAAGGAAUCGAUUAUUACAAUGACCUCAUCGAUAAUCUAAUAGCCAACGGUCUAGAACCCUAUAUCACACUGUUUCACUGGGAUACUCCCCAAGCCUUACAAGAAGAGUAUGGAGGUUUCUUAUCUCAUCAGAUUGUAGAUGAUUUUAAAGACUUCGCAAAAGUUUGUUUCAAAUACUUCGGAGACAGGGUGAAACAUUGGAUCACUCUGAAUGAACCAUGGUCUUAUAGUAAUGGUGGUUAUGCAAUUGGGGCCUUUGCACCAGGUCGAUGUUCUGAAUGGCAAGAUCCAACUUGUCUCGGUGGUGAUUCAGGAACAGAACCAUAUAUAGUUACACAUAAUCUCCUACUUUCUCAUGCAGCUGCUGUAGAUGUGUACAGGAAUGAGUUCAAGGAAAGUCAAAAUGGAAUGAUGGGCAUAACAAUUAUUGCUAAUUGGUACGAGCCAUAUACUGAUGCCGCAGAAGAUGUAGCCGCUGCGAAACGAGCACUUGACUUCAUGUUUGGAUGGUACAUGGAACCAUUGACAUCAGGAAAAUACCCAGACACUAUGCGUAAAUUAGUUGGUAAACGAUUACCAGAGUUCAGUGCAGAAGAAUCAACACUUCUUGCUGGUUCAUUUGAUUUUCUUGGAUUAAACUAUUACACCACUAACUAUGCUGCGAAUCGACCCAAAGUUGAACCUAGUACUACAUCCAAAGACGAACCUAGUUAUACUACUGAUGCAAAUGUCACUUAUCUAACUGAACGCAAUGGUAUUCCGGUCGGUACUCCGACCGCUUCUGAUUGGUUAUAUGUAUGUCCCAAAGGAUUUAAAGACUUGUUGCUUUAUACCAAAGCAACGUACAAUAAUCCUUUGAUUUAUAUAACUGAAAAUGGUAGAGGUAACGAUGUGAAUGAUGAAGCACAGACACUUGAGGAAGCUCUUCUUGACAUUUAUCGAAUCGAUUAUUAUUAUCGCCAUCUUUAUUAUCUGCUUUCAGCAAUCGGGGAGGGCGUGAAUGUACAAGGAUAUUUUGCAUGGUCGCUGUUAGAUAAUUUUGAGUGGAAGAAUGGUUAUUCAGUGGGAUUUGGACUGAACUAUGUUGACAGAAACGAUGGUUUGAAGAGAUACGCCAAACUCUCUGCACAAUGGUUUACGAAUUUUCUUAAAAAACCAUCACUUCCCAAAUGAUGAGAGCAUCUAAAGCAAACUUCUGUUCAAGACUUUGGAAAGACUCUCUAGUGUGAUGUUGCCAGUUUAAUGCAUUUCAAUAAAGUGUGUGCUUGUUAAACUUUUUAUCAAUGCAGCUUUUAAUAAAUUUAGUUAUAAAUUA